AUGAACUCGCUGAAUAUCCUUUCCUCGCGAGUCAUCGGCCAGUCUUCCAGCUCACCGCGGCCGCGAUCACAAUCCCAGGGCGAGAAAAGGCGCGAGACCUUGCCUGGCGACUUCGCAAAGCAUCGAUCUUACAGUAGCGACAACUUCCGGUCCAGUGUUGCUUUUGACAAGAGUUACGACGGUGUCGCAUCAGCCGAUGACCGAGAUGACGACGAAGAUAACCACCACUCAUAUGACGAGAAAUCGACUUUACUCCACGGAAUUCAAAAGGAUGGAACUCUGGUAACUAAAAGUACCUGGCGACUUUUCACCCACCGAAUCUUCGAUGCGAUCACGGAAACGAUACACUUCAUUUUAUCUACGCUAGCGGCACCAGGCAUCUACUUAGCCCAAUGCUUCCAAAACGAUGACGGGCACUAUUCGCUUUUAGCUCCAGUGAGGAAAAUUUGGCGCCACCCUUCUGCCGACCCCAGGAUCCGGUCGGAUAAAGGGGCCUCUCCUCGGGUAGAAGGUCGGCGACGCAGUGGCUCCACCCGCAAGUUGAAACCGCAAACAUCACGAGAUUCCAUCAUAUCGACGACCUCAGAAUCAGAUGCAGAUAAACGGAAUAUCAAAGGCACUCCAAACCCGAAACCUCGACAUAGCAGAAACUCCAGCAGGACCCCGAGCGUCGACAUUGAACCUUUCCCCGAUACCAACCCAGAUGAUAAUACUCCGCGUCGGUCGAUCCGUAUUAAGCUACAUAACGAGGAAGUUUCCAAACGACAGAGGCAGCGCCGGACUCAGAGUACGGACCUUGGUCAUCCAAUGCCUGAGGGUGUGACUCGCGUUCAGGGCGCCGAUAGCUUGAAAUCCCCCACCUCUUCCUCUGUUCAUCGCAUAACCAAAUACCCGCAUUCCUCCCCCGAUCCGCCGCGACCUCUCCUCCCCCCGCGGCUACCUUCAUAUACCGCUGCCCCGCGCAAUGCCCGACUCCCACAGAAAACGCUGGUCUUGGAUCUCGACGAGACGCUCAUCCACUCGCUCGCCAAAGGCGGCCGUAUGUCUAGUGGCCAUAUGGUCGAGGUCAAGCUAUCCAUGCCCAUGACCACCGCCUUGACACCGGGUGGGCCGCAGGCCACUCUGGGUCCUCAACAUCCUAUUUUGUACUAUGUUCAUAAGCGGCCGCAUUGCGAUGAGUUCUUGCGCAAGGUCUCCAAGUGGUACAAACUGGUCAUUUUCACUGCCAGUGUCCAGGAAUAUGCCGACCCCGUGAUCGACUGGCUCGAGCAGGAGCGCAAGUACUUCCAGGCCCGCUAUUACCGACAGCAUUGUACGUUCCGCCAGGGUGCGUAUAUCAAGGACCUCAGCUCUGUUGAGCCCGACCUGAGCAAGGUCAUGAUCUUGGACAACAGCCCGAUGAGCUAUAUUUUCCACGAAGAUAAUGCUGUUCCGAUCGAGGGCUGGAUCAACGAUCCAACGGAUAACGGUCUGCUGCACCUAAUUCCUACGUUCGAGGCACUGCAAUAUGUCACCGAUGUCCGGGCAUUGCUGGCAUUGCGCCGCGGCGAAGGCGAAGCAUGA
Molecule: messenger RNA, 1563 nt
Organism: Penicillium cosmopolitanum
Lineage: Eukaryota; Fungi; Ascomycota; Eurotiomycetes; Eurotiales; Aspergillaceae
Gene: nemA
Product: Nem1-Spo7 phosphatase catalytic subunit NEM1
Exons: 2
Coding region: 1-1563 (520 amino acids)
Molecular function (GO): protein serine/threonine phosphatase activity
Source: RefSeq, a predicted model, not a curated record